Messenger RNA from Podarcis muralis (Common wall lizard), 2596 nucleotides. Lineage: Eukaryota; Metazoa; Chordata; Lepidosauria; Squamata; Lacertidae. The record is from RefSeq and is a predicted model, not a curated record.
GUCGUCACCGCCGCCGCCGCCCGCGCAGUCGUUAGCCGCUUCACACACUUCCAUUGCUGCUGCCGCCGCCGCCGUCACCGCGCCUGCUUGCCUGCCUGCCUGCUGAGGGGGGCUCGCCUCAGGAAAAAAACCGCAGCGAUUUUUAAUUUUUUUUAAAAGACCCUUUCGCCUCCUCCCUUGCUUUUCUUUGCUUCCUCAACCGGCCGAAAAUGCCUCGCGGAGACCGGGAGAGCGACUGGGUGAGUGAGAGGGAAAAAGAGCAGUUCCGCAAACUAUUCAUUGGUGGCUUAAGCUUCGAAACCACAGAAGAAAGUUUGAGAAACUACUAUGAGCAAUGGGGAAAGUUAACGGAUUGUGUGGUUAUGAGAGACCCUGCAAGCAAACGCUCACGAGGAUUUGGUUUUGUAACAUUCUCUUCCAUGGCUGAAGUUGAUGCAGCAAUGGCUGCCAGACCUCAUUCCAUUGAUGGAAGAGUAGUUGAGCCGAAAAGAGCUGUAGCCAGGGAGGAAUCUGGAAAACCUGGAGCUCAUGUAACUGUGAAAAAAUUGUUUGUUGGUGGAAUUAAAGAAGAUACUGAGGAACAUCACCUUAGAGACUACUUCUCGGAAUAUGGAAAAAUCGACACAAUUGAAAUAAUUACAGACAGACAAUCUGGUAAAAAGAGGGGCUUUGGAUUUGUAACUUUUGAUGACCAUGAUCCAGUGGAUAAAAUUGUAUUGCAGAAAUACCAUACUAUCAAUGGUCAUAAUGCAGAAGUAAGAAAAGCUUUAUCCAGACAAGAAAUGCAAGAGGUUCAGAGCUCAAGGAGUGGACGAGGAGGUAACUUUGGCUUCGGAGACUCGCGUGGAGGUGGUGGAAACUUUGGACCUGGACCUGGAAGUAACUUCAGAGGUGGAUCUGAUGGCUAUGGAGGCGGUCGUGGAUUUGGUGAUGGAUAUAAUGGAUAUGGCGGGGGACCAGGAGGUGGCAAUUUUGGAGGCAGUCCUGGUUAUGGCGGAGGAAGAGGAGGAUAUGGUGGUGGAGGACCUGGAUAUGGCAACCAGGGUGGGGGCUAUGGAGGUGGCUAUGACAACUACGGAGGAGGCAAUUAUGGAGGAGGAAAUUACAAUGAUUUUGGAAACUACAACCAACAGCCCUCAAACUAUGGUCCAAUGAAGAGUGGAAAUUUUGGUGGAAGCAGGAACAUGGGAGGACCAUAUGGUGGAGGAAACUAUGGUCCUGGAGGAAGUGGAGGAAGUGGGGGAUAUGGAGGGCGGAGCCGUUAUUGAUCUUCUGUAAGCUUUUCAUGGGCUUCACUGUAUAAAUAGGAGAGGAUGAGCCCAGAGGUAAAAGAACAGCUUCAGGUUUUCGAAUAACAUUGUUAAGGAAACUUAUCUCAGUCAUGCAUAAAUAUGCAGUGAUAUGGCAGAAGACACCAGAGCAGAUGCAGAGAGCCAUUUUGUGAAUGGAUUGGAUUAUUUAAUAACAUACCUUACUGUGGAGGAAGGAUUGUAAAAAUGCCUUUGAGACAGUUUCUUAGCUUUUUAAUUGUUGUUUCUUUCUAGUGGUCUUUGUAAGAGUGUAGAAGCAUUCCUUUGAUAAUGUUAAAUUUGUAAGUUUCAGGUGACAUGUGAAACCUUUUUUAAAGAAUUUUCUCAAAGUUUUGAAAAGCUAUUAGCCAGGAUCAUGGUGUAAUAAGACAUAACGUUUUCCUUUUAAAAAUUUAAGUGCGUGUGUAGAGUUAAGAAGCUGUUGUACAUUUAUGAUUUAAUAAAAUAAUUCUAAAGGAAAUGUUGUGUAAUCUUAGAUUUAUUUAAAAUACGUUGUAAAUUAAGGCAAGGAGUGGGUAGUAGAAGGUCCCACAAAUACUACAAAGUCAUUGUUGUACAUGUAAAUGUGGUCAGAUAAUGUUUUCUGUAAAUCACCAGGUUUAAAAUACCUAGAUAACUUAAGGGAUAUCUCUGCAAGGAGAAACACCUUUUUAGAUCUUUUAGAUGCUGCUUCUUCAAUGGCAAGGAAAGGAAAUAUCCCCAGCGAGGUACUCUUCCAGGGACACAGGUCUAGUGCAAGAGAACUCUUGAGAACGGCACUAAGUUCAGCCAGUCUUAAAAAGCUGUGCUGUACUUCUGCAGAGCUUUAACUACAGUAGUUUUAUAAGGAUGCCAACGAGAGCUGAGGGUGUAGAGCAAAAUAGUUCUAAGCUUCAGUUAAACUUCUUUAGCUUUAUGCACCAUGGACAAGCAAUAGACCUGCUGAGCAAAUGAACCAGCCAAGUGUCCAUUAAAACUUUGCAAGGGUCCCAUCCCUGCUAUGGUUAGUUAAAAUGGAAGGUGCCAGCUGCAGGUAACUAAUGAAGAAGUGGUCAACCACAGAAACUUCAAGAAAUAAGAUUUUUCUAUGCUCAUCACAAAAUAGAUGGUUUUGCUGGUUUUAUAAAACCUUUUUAGGUUAAAUUAAUAUUAGUGCAGCCUAUUGUAAUGCUUUUUAAAAUAUAUAAAACUAUAGUAGCACCUGUUCUUAGAAUUCAGCCUGAAUAGGAAAUCAAAAUUAAUGUUUUAAGACAGCAAAUACUGUGUCAUAUUUUUUAUAAGUGAUAAUAAACUUUUAUACAAAAAUA